AUGUCGUACAUCUACAGAGAAAGAGAGCGCGAGGACUACGACCGCCCGGUCACCAUCAAGCGGUACGUGGUACCCUCUGAGGACCGUGAGGAGCGCCGCGAGUUCUCAAUGAGCCGAGAUGACUUUGGUGCCGACCGCGAGCUCGUCAUACGUCGCAAGACGGAGCGCGAGGAGCCCCUGACUAUUUCUCGCUACGAGCGCGAGAUCGACUACGAGCCGCGCCGAUUCGAGCGGGACUAUUACGAACGUGAGUACAUACAACCCUACAACUAUCACCAUCGCACGAGAUCCGCAGACCACUUGCAUCCCGGGUGGAACCUGGCCCCAAGGUACAUUCGAGAAAAGACAGUAAUAAUGAGACCAGCCCGAGAAGCCGAGUACGAUGUUGUCCGCCGCUCCGAAACCGACGAGGACCCUUACUACUAUCACAGCCGCCGCCGUGUCCGCGAGUACGAUGAUCGCCGCUCGCGCCGUGAAUUGAGCCCGGGUGAUUCCCUCUCCCAGGCUAGCCGUCAUCAUAGAGAUCGUGAUGGCUACAGCAGUGACGACAGUAUGGUCUAUAUCCGGAAAGAGACCACCCGUGAUUAUGAUGACGACCACCCUCACCACAAGCGUCACCUCGCAGAAGGCGCUUUAGUAGCUGUUGGUGCUGCUGAACUGAUGCGCAGCCGCAGUAAGCGAGAAGGUAAAGAGGUGAGCCAUGGCCUUGGACGUGCUGCAAAGACCGCCGGUGCUGGUGCUCUAGGUGCUGUCGCUGUCAAUGCUGCAGGUCACAUCCGUGAUUACUACCGCAGUAAGAGCCGAAGCCGUCAUCGCGCACGCUCCUUUGACGAUGAUCGUUCGUACCAUCAUAGUCAUCACAGCCACCGGAGCCGUGGCCGUCACAGCAGUCGCAGUCGCAGUCGCAGCCGCUCCCACUCUCAUUCCCGUGCGACGACCCUUCUGGAGCUUGGCCUCGGCGCCGCUGCAGUGGCUGCCGGCGUCGCUGCUAUGCGUAACAACAAGAACAAGGAUGAACGCAAGAGCCGCUCUCGGACUCGUUCCCGCUCUCGCGGCCGGACCUUGAGCACAGCUCGCCCGGAGAACGAUGAUGCUCGCAGUCAGUCCAAGCGCCGUCAGCACAUUCUCGGUGCUGGUCUGGCCGGUGCUGCUGCUGCCGGGUUGAUUGAGCAUGCUCGAUCUCGUUCCAAGUCACGCAAGGGUGAGCAUCCUCGCUCUCAGAGCCGCCUCCGCAAGGCCUUGCCUAUCCUGGCUGCCGGCUUAGGUUCCGCUGGUAUAGCUGGACUUUACGAGAAGAACAAAGCCGAGAAAGAGGGCAAAGAGCCUGUCAGUCGCGAAUCACGCGGGUCAAGAUCUCGUAGCCGUGCCCGCGGCUCCGAGAUGUACCCCGAUCCCGCUCGUGACUCGACUGGUUUGAUCGAGUACGGCAACGAUCCUGUUGCAGGAAGCAUCCCCGCUGAGCACUACUACGGCCAGCCACCCGCCCUUCAAAGCGGUGCAUACUACUCGGACGGAGGUCACAGCCGACGUCACAGCCGCAGCCGCAGUCGCAGCCGCGCUCCUCGCUACAGCAGCUCUUCUGGCUCAGACCGGGAGCGCCGCCGCAGCAGGAAGCAUCGCAGCCGUUCCCGCAGCAUCGCUGAGGGCGUCCUUGGUGCUACUGGGUUGGGAUAUGCGGCACACAAGUACAAGCAGAGUCGGGAUCGCAAGGAAGAGCGUGAGCGUUCGCGUUCUCGAUCAAGGACCCGUGAGUUCGCCACUAUACCUCCCCCUGUUGGCCCAGCCAAAGUUGACCCCAAACCAGGAUACGACCAUGGUGCUCCCCGUGACCCGUACGAGGAAUCCUACGAUCCUGAGCCUUACCCCGUCUCUCCCCAUGCUGCUCCACACCCACCACCUCCGGACCCGAACUACUACCCCCACGCCAAUUACUUCCCUCCCCCACCUGACUCGACCACAAACUUGAACGCCACCUCUCAGCCCUACAACCCAGCAGACUACCCUCACCCACCAGGCGCCGCCCCUCCAGCCGAGCCUUACAGCUAUGGUGCCGCUGGAACAGGACCAGAGCACUAUGCUCCACGGCCCCGGCGAGCAGACGAGAAUGUGAGUACUCCCACUGAUAAGUACCACACGCGCUCCGGUCUAAACAACGAGCCUUCCACCGUUCCGCGCUCCGGCAGUCAACCCCCACCCCCCAAGUCAGUGUCGUUCAACCUGACCCCGGAGGCAGAGGACAACGAAGACGCCGGGUAUAACUCCGACGACAGUGACUCGACCAUCCAGUCACGUUCUCGUCCUCAUUAUUCUCGUCGUCGCUCGUCGUCCGUCCCGUAUCCACCAAUAGCCCCGCCUCAGUCUCGUGAAUAUCAUCACCAUAACUCAAAGCAAAAACCCUCUAGUCAUCACCAACCUUCGGAAUCAGAAUCAGAUUCGACUGUUGAUCUGCCUGAUCGAUUUGACUCCCAGGGUCGUCUUCUUAAAGAGAAAGAGGACCCGGCUCUUGAGACAAUCGAAGAUCUGAUUAACAAGUUCACGCGAGUCUUGUUCUGA
Penicillium maclennaniae is the source of this 2553-nucleotide messenger RNA. Its product is annotated as DUF3824 domain-containing protein. Lineage: Eukaryota; Fungi; Ascomycota; Eurotiomycetes; Eurotiales; Aspergillaceae. The coding region runs from base 1 to 2553 and encodes 850 amino acids. The transcript is spliced from 2 exons. The record is from RefSeq and is a predicted model, not a curated record.